AUGUCGCACCAACCUACUGUUGUCGAUGACGACAAGCACUACACCAAGGACCCUGUUGUGAACAGCAAUGGCAGCUACGGGGGAUCUCACGAUGAGGAGGUUGGAGUUGUCACAAAGGGCGAGCCCCUCCAGCGAAACCUGAAGAACAGACACAUGCAGAUGAUCGCCAUCGGUAAGCUUCACCGUACUCCCUUGUUCUUCUCGGGCCCUCGCAGUUUUACUGACUCUGUACUGCAGGCGGUGCUAUUGGUGCUGGUCUUUUCGUCGGUUCUGGUGGUGCUCUUCGAAGUGGUGGCCCUGCCGCCUUGGCCCUCGCUGAGAUGGCUGUCUUGUACCCCGUUAAUGGUGCCUUCUACACAUACGUCUGCCGAUUCGUCGACCCUUCCUGGCGAGUAUACACACAUCGCCUCGUUAGCCGACCCGGAAGGCCCUUUUUCUAACAUGUACACCAGGGGUUUUGCCAUGGGUUGGGAUUAUGCUAUCGCUUGGUUGACCGUCUUGCCCUUCGAACUCGUUGCCGCCAGUAUCACCAUCAAGUUCUGGCGCGAUGACCUCAACAUGGGCAUCUGGGUUGCUGUCUUCCUCGUCGUUCUCGGCAUUAUCCAAAUCUUCGGCGUCCGCGGAUACGGAGAGGUCGAAUUCGUUCUCAGUCUUAUCAAGAUUGCCGCCUGCAUCGGCUUCAUCAUCCUCGGUAUCGUCAUCAACUGCGGUGGCGUCGGCGACAAGGGCUACCUCGGUGCCAAGUACUGGCACGACCCUGGUGCGUUCCAGAACGGCUUCAACGGUUUUGCUGGUGUCUUUGUUGUUGCUGCUUUCGCCUUCGGUGGUACUGAGCUCGUCGGUCUUGCUGCCGCUGAGUCCGACAACCCGCGCAAGGCCAUCCCCAUGGCUAGCAAGCAGGUCUUCUGGCGUAUUGCGUUCUUCUACAUUGUCAACCUCUUCAUCCUUGGUCUCAUUGUCCCGGCCAACGACCCCCGCCUCUUGGGUUCCUCCGGCGCCAACACCAAGGCCUCCCCCUUCGUCCUUGCCAUCCAGGAUGCCGGCAUCAAGGUCCUUCCCUCCAUCUUCAACGCCGUCAUUACCAUUGCCGUCAUCUCCGUUGCCAACAGCUGCACUUUCGGUUCCACCCGCACGAUGCAGGCCAUGGCCGAGCGCGGCAUGGCUCCUCGCUUCCUCGCCUACGUCGACAAGCAGGGCCGUCCCCUCUGGUGCGUCCUGAUCCAGAUCGCCUUUGGUCUCCUCGCCUUCAUCGGAGAGUCCGCCGACAGCAGCACCGUUUUCGGCUGGCUCCUCGCUCUCUCUGGUCUCUCCUACUUCUUCGUUUGGGGCUCCAUCUGCCUGGCCCACGUCCGCAUGCGCAUGGCCUGGAAGGUCCAGGGAUUCACCCUCGACCAGAUCCCCUACAAGAAUCCCUGGGGCGUCUGGGGCAGCGCCGUCGGCCUGUUCCUCAACAUCAUCUGCCUCAUCGCUACCUUCUACAAUGCUCUCUACCCCUCUCCCAACGCACAGCCCGAUGCCACGGCCUUCUUCCAGGCCUACCUCGCCGCCCCGAUCGUUCUCUUCCUCUAUCUCCUCUGGAAGCUUAUCUCCCGCGACUGGCGCCUCUACGUGCCCCUCCGCGAGGUCGACCUCAAGUCAGGCGUCGUCCUCGCCGACCCCUCCGACGAGCCCGCGGAAGUCAAGACCUGGGCCAACCUCCCCAAGCGGGUGGCUCGUGCCUUGUUCUAG
Colletotrichum lupini is the source of this 1728-nucleotide messenger RNA. RefSeq names its product amino acid permease. Gene Ontology annotation, cellular component: membrane. The transcript is spliced from 3 exons. Gene Ontology annotation, biological process: amino acid transmembrane transport. The record is from RefSeq and is a predicted model, not a curated record. NCBI's taxonomy places the organism in Eukaryota, Fungi, Ascomycota, Sordariomycetes, Glomerellales, Glomerellaceae. Gene Ontology annotation, molecular function: amino acid transmembrane transporter activity. The coding region runs from base 1 to 1728 and encodes 575 amino acids.